CCACGGCGUUACUAGCAUUAGUCCUACAUAUUUUAAACUUGAAUAGUUCCCGCCCCAUCUCUGUCGAUCCCUUACCCGAGGUCCCGCAUCCUUCGUUCACCGAUUUAGCGCUUUAAAAGGAAAGAUUAAGAAACAAUAGCGAGAGCCUGCUCAUUUCCAAAAAGAAAAGCCUUCCAUUUAUGUGCCAGGGGAUCAGGGGAUAUCCGUGAAAGCCUUCGUAUAUUCUAUGUAGUGUAACGUCUGUUCUCAUGCCAUCCUAAUCUAUCUCGUAGUUGAUCUCACUGUCUCAUUGCAAGCAACGCCUCCUCAAAUAAGCUAAUGGGGCCAACUGCCGAGGAUCUUCAAUGGCUCGAUCGUAAAUCUAUGUCUCCAUAAGCACCGUCAGAGGUUAGAGGACGUGGUUGGCGUUGGUCGUGUCCACUCCUCGUAACUUAUUAUCCUGGAGAGCAGCGCACGGAGCGCGCGCGAAUCAAAGCCGUCUUACUUCCCCAGGUCUUUUUUUUCAAAUCUAUUGACAAUAAUCUUAAUUAAUACAUACAGCGUACCCUUAUUAUUACCUUCAUACCGCAUUGUCCCGGGAAUCCCUAGGGCUUUUCAGCCCUGUCAAUGUCCGACCCGCUGUCGCUCUUGUGCGAUCUAUCCUGAAGUCUGUCGUCGGACAUCUUCAAGACGGCGCAUUCCGGUCUCCGUCCACGAUGCCGUCGGUCCUGCGUCGUGCCUCCGAGGGGGCCGCGCAGUCCCCGCCGAUGGGUAUCGUCGUUACACCUUCGAAUAUGAACCCGAUCCUUCAGAUGACGACUUGGUUACUCCUCGCGUUGACUUCGCUCAUGCUGUGCUUUCGCUUCUUGACUAAAUUUUUCUUGAAGACGAACCAGCGAUUUGGAUGGGAGGAAAUAAUGAUCAGUGCUGCGUUUCUUGCCGGGCUGGGCGAAUCAAUUACUUUUCUAGUUCCCGAAGGUGAAAUAUUUGGCAAGGAACGGAAUGACAUCUCUGAUGAUGAAAUGACAGCCGGGCUCAAAGCCCAAUAUGCCGGAGAACUACUUUAUAUCCUUGCUCUUGGUCUGGCAAAAUUGUCAGUCUGCACAGGAUUGACUACAUUGUCUCCAGAUACGAGCCAUCGUCGCCUCACGUCCGUAUUCGUUAUCGCAGUUGUAACAUGGUCGCUGGUGGCUUUCGUCGGCACGGCUUUUCAAUGUGGAGGUCAUGGGAUAUGGGAGCAAGGAGAUAUUAAAUGUCUGGAUAGGCACGCGUUUCUGGAAUACGUUGGUAUCACGAACAUUUUAACGGACGCUGCAUUAAUUGCACUACCGACGACCGUUAUCUAUCCACUCAAGAUGUCUAUUAGGACGAGACUUACCGUCCUGUCAUUCUUCUCUGUGCGAAUACUUGCUAUCGCAGCCAUGAUUUGCCAACUCAUCUACCUCCCCCGUCUCUCCGAAUAUAACUUCACGCUGCGAGGGUUUCCAUAUUAUCUGAGCAUGCAAUUUGUCCAGUUCGCAAGCAUAUCAGCGGCCUGUGCUGCGUAUUUUUGGCCCUUCCUCCGAUCCUUACGAAGCGGCCUCAUCUCGGCCGACAACAAGGCCUUCACAUCCGAAUACGCUCUAGCCAAGCUCCGUGGAUCGGCUCGAAACGGGGCGAAUAUGGAUAUGGUGUCAGGAACCUCCUCCAAGAGCAGGGAUCGAAGCAACUAUAUCAAGAUUACUACCGACAAUACGGUUAUCACGAGUGAACGAGGACAGACAUCGAGCGGCAAUGAACCUCUUGGAAGUGAGGGCUAUAUGAAGGAUUGGUAGCAGCAGUACGAAGCAGCGAUGUAACAUUAACCUCGAACUCAUCCGAGCUGUCUUUUGCUUUGGACUAUCGACCCUCACAAUUGGUACGAGUGACGUUGAAGAAGCUACAUUGGUUAGGUACUUCAUUGUCCAAUCCACGUGUUCUCCGAGCUAGAAAACGUGUGUAUACAAUAACGUGUCCACCUACAGGGUGCUUUGUCCGACACAACCAACCUGGAUCCGGCUAGGUGUUGCCGCGCGUUUGCCCAGCCAGCCAUGAAUCUUGGUAUUUCCAGGAGACUGGUUCGCUUAGUCAACAGCACUUGAUCUCUUCUCCGCUCCACCAACAGAUUCUAAAAGAAGUUGACAGAGUGAAGUCGUAUGGAAACCUACCUACCUAGUAUUUACAUGGAAACAAAGAGUAUCUACCCGUGUAAGGUAGAUACUUGAAUUGACUGGGGCAUCUUGGAAUGAUGGCGUGAUAUUGAUAUCGCUGCACGCUAGGGCCUUAGAACUCGAGUUGAAGUGGUUAUAUUGUUACGGGGCUAGAGCCCCGUAUCAAGAUAUCGAUCAUCUUAAUGCCCGAGCUCCGAGGGUUAUUGUGUCGCAACGAAACGUAGGGAAA
Annulohypoxylon maeteangense is the source of this 2397-nucleotide messenger RNA. RefSeq lists its product as uncharacterized. Lineage: Eukaryota; Fungi; Ascomycota; Sordariomycetes; Xylariales; Hypoxylaceae. The coding region runs from base 696 to 1793 and encodes 365 amino acids. The transcript is spliced from 5 exons. The record is from RefSeq and is a predicted model, not a curated record.